ACGGAGGAUAAUAUUUAAAAUCCUAUCAAACGAAAUAAAUAAAUAAAUAAAUACAUACUACGUAUCUUAGUUGAAUUUGCAAUUAUUAGAGCUAGACUAGAUAGGAUCAUAGGAGUGUCAAGAGAGACCAACAUAAUUCAGCCAUACAAUCCCAUAAGAGGAAAGUAUAUACAUUACGGUAAGGUAGCUAUCAUUGUUCAAGAAAGAAAUUAAAGAUGGAAAGAGCGGAAGGGUGGACUAGAUUACGGACAACCGCCCUUUUGUUCAACGCCAUAUUUAUGGGCAUCGGAAACUGCGGCAACCCUCUUCUCACGCGCCUCUACUUCAUCGGCGGCGGCACCCGGAUAUGGUUUUCCACCUGGCUGCAAACCGUCGCGUGGCCAGUCACUUUCAUCCCUCUUUUCGUCUCCUACCUCCACCACCGCCGCCGCCGGAGCCAGACAAGUGACUCCGGGGAGUUCCAACAUAUCACGCCGUUUCUUUUCAUCUCCGCCUUCCUCAUCGGCCUUCUGAUGGGCCUAAACAACUACCUCUUCACAUACGGCGUUUCCAAGCUUCCGGUCUCGACGGCGCUUCUGAUCGGGAGCUCUCAGCUCGGGUUCACGUCAGUGUUCGCUUUCUUCCUCGUGAAGCAGAAGUUUACGGCGUUCACGAUAAACGCGGUCAUUUUGCUGACCUUAUCGGCGGUUGUUUUGGGCGUCCGGGCGGGGACCGACCGCCCGGCGGGGGAAUCGAACAAGGAAUAUAUUUUGGGGUUUGCUUUGACAGUUGGGUCGGCGGCUUUGCUGGGGUUGGUUUUGCCUUUGGUGGAGUUGAGUUACAGUAAGGUGAAGAUGGCGAGAAUUGAGUACAGUAUGGUUCUUGAAUUUCAGAUGGUUCUGUGUUUUGCUGCCACUCUGUUCUGCACGGUUGGAAUGUUCAUAAACGACGACUUCCAGGUAAUAUCAAGGGAAGCAAGUGAGUUUGAAUUGGGAAAAACGAAGUACUACUUGGUAACAGUGGGGAAUGCAAUACUUACACAGUGCUUUUACGUGGGAGCCCUUGGAGCGACGUCCUACGGCUCAUCUUUGAUGUCUAUGGUCAUCAUCAACGUACUCCUCCCGAUCACAGAGCUAAUGGCCGUCGUCUUCUACCACGAGAAGUUCCAGGCCGAGAAGGGCAUCUCUCUCUUCCUCUCCCUCUGGGGAUUUAUUUCUUACUUCUACGGAGAUAUACAAACCAACAUCAAGAAAAAGAACCAGCAACCGGCGGCAAUGCAACGGCCAGAUGCAUUCUGUACUACUUGUCAAUUGAAAUUGAAUCUUUUGGAUAGUGUGACAUUUUAAGUUUAAAAAAUAUCAUUAUAGUCUUGACUAUUGAAUGUGUAAAUAAAUAUACUCCCUCCGUCCCAAAUUGAAGUGCAAACUUUGACCGGCACAAGGAUUAAGAAAUGACAAUAAAUGAUACGCAAUACUUGCUUUUUACACUUUUGCCCA
This is a messenger RNA of Cuscuta europaea, 1475 nucleotides long. The record is from the annotation of a GenBank genome assembly. Lineage: Eukaryota; Viridiplantae; Streptophyta; Magnoliopsida; Solanales; Convolvulaceae.